AUCGACCCAAGCCAUCAAGAACAUCAAAAUGUCCCACGACACAGUCUUCUACUCGCGUCCACGCACUUACGGCAAAGGCUCUCGUGGCUGCCGCGUCACUGGCGACAAGAAAAAGUCCGGUGUCAUUCGCAAAUAUGGCUUGAAUAUGUCUCGUCAAGCGUUUCGUGAGAAGGCGGCGGAUAUUGGGUUUCAUAAGUACCGCUAGAGAUUUUUGAGGCUUUGGUGCAGCGGUUGUGAUGGAUCUGAAUGGGACGAUUGCGGUUUCCGAUGAGGUUGUCUGAGGCCCAUUAGAUCCUCUAGAAUGCAAACUCAUGACCGGGGCCAUUUUUCCCGUACCUUUUCCCCGUGCACUGCCAAUUGCCACGCCAUACUCCUCAUGAUACGAGGUCUUGCGAGGAAGCAUGUCUAAUGAUGCUCGGCAAGGAUCGUUCGCAAGUCUGGUGGGCCAAGAAAAGGUUUUCUCGCGUUUGCUCAAGUGCGUGAUGACUGAGCAGGUGCUUCAGCGAUGUUCCACAGCGUAGAUCGAAUCUAAGCAGUGUUCGUAGUGGUCUUUCACCAGCUCUAUACAUCCCGA
Messenger RNA from Cercospora beticola, 574 nucleotides. RefSeq names its product 40S ribosomal protein uS14 (gene RPS29). NCBI's taxonomy places the organism in Eukaryota, Fungi, Ascomycota, Dothideomycetes, Mycosphaerellales, Mycosphaerellaceae. Gene Ontology annotation, cellular component: cytosolic small ribosomal subunit; ribosome. Gene Ontology annotation, biological process: translation. The record is from RefSeq and is a predicted model, not a curated record. Gene Ontology annotation, molecular function: structural constituent of ribosome; zinc ion binding.